Molecule: messenger RNA, 1596 nt
Organism: Botrytis byssoidea
Lineage: Eukaryota; Fungi; Ascomycota; Leotiomycetes; Helotiales; Sclerotiniaceae
Exons: 6
Coding region: 1-1596 (531 amino acids)
Biological process (GO): transmembrane transport; carbohydrate transport
Cellular component (GO): membrane
Molecular function (GO): carbohydrate:proton symporter activity
Source: RefSeq, a predicted model, not a curated record
AUGGAUUUCCAACGUACUAAAUCUACCUUCGAGCUUGCGGGCCAGGAGUUCCCUCGAGUAACAUGGUAUACGCAAAAGGGAAUGAGAGGCUUGUACUGUUGUUUGAUGUUCGUUGUUUUGACCUCUGCAACAAAUGGAUAUGAUGGUUCCAUGAUGAACGGUCUUCAAUCCCUCCCCGCCUGGGAAGCUUAUUUCCAUCCCACGGCCUCUCAACUCGGACUUCUCAACUGUAUUAUGUCGGUCGGCUCACUUGUCGCCCUUCCCUUCGUGCCAUACGCUGCAGAUAUAUUGGGCAGACGUACAGGUGUCAUGAUCGGUUGCACAAUCAUGAUCGUCGGUGUACUGCUACAAAGUUUGGGAUAUACCUUCGGCUUGUUUGUAGGCGCUCGAUUUUUGAUUGGUUUCGGAGUCGCAAUCGCACAUGGUGCAUCACCAUUGCUCAUCACUGAGCUUGUCCAUCCACAACAUCGAGCUAUCUACACCACCAUUUACAACACUACAUGGUACAUCGGAAGUUUUGUUGCUGCUUGGUUAACAUUUGGAACAAACAAUAUUGCAGGAAAUUGGUCAUGGAGAGCUCCAUCCGUCGUACAGGCUUUUCCAUCCCUCCUCCAAAUGACUUUCAUAUGGUUCGUCCCCGAAUCACCAAGAUGGCUCAUUGCAAAAGGCAGAAAUGAGCAAGCCCUCAAGAUCUUGGCAGACGUACAUGCUUCUGGAGACCAACACGACGAAGUUGUGCAGCUCGAAUACCAGGAAAUUCGCCAAACACUAUUACUUGAGAGAGAAGUAGAGGGAAACCCAUGGGCCGAGCUCUGGAAGACUCCAGGAAACAGACAUCGUCUUAUUAUUCUCGUAUCUCUUGGAUUCUUUUCCCAAUGGUCAGGAAACGGUCUUGUCAGUUACUACAUUAACAUUGUCCUGGAACAAAUCGGUAUCAAAAGCUCAACUACCAAACUUUUGAUCAACGGUAUCCUUCAAAUUGUCAACAUGAUUGUUGCCACAGGAAUGUGCUUUUUUGUCGAUCGACUUGGUCGACGUCUAUUGUUCUUGGUUUCCACAGCAGGAAUGCUUGGUGUCUUCAUCGUCUGGACAAUAUGUUCGGCUCAAUUCUCGAUGCACGGAAGCAAAGCUUCUGCAAAUGCGGUAGUCGUCAUGAUCUUCCUCUACUACGUCUUCUACAAUUGUGCGUGGUCGGGUCUUUUGGUUGGCUACAGUGUUGAGAUCUUGCCAUACAAUAUUCGUGCAAAGGGAAUGACCAUCAUGUUCUUGGCCGUUGACCUCUCAUUAUUCUUCAACCAAUAUGUUAACCCAAUCGCUCUGGACCAUCUUCACUGGAAGUAUUACAUAUUCUAUUGCGUAUGGUUGACCUUUGAGCUCUUUGUUGUCUGGAAGUUUUAUAUCGAGACACGAAACACUCCUUUGGAAGAGAUCGUGAAGCAUUUCGAUGGAGACAAUGCGCUCGUUGGUGGUCAAGCUGCGACCGAGAAAGCAAGAGUUAUUGCCGCGGAACAUGAUCUGCAACUUGGUGCCGAGACUAGUAAUGGUGGUUUGGACGAGAAGUCAGCUGCUCACCAUACAGAAGAGAGGAUCGUAUGA